AUGCCAGAAGAGUUUCAUCUAUUCCCUAAGCUUCCAAUCGAGCUAAGGGACAUGAUCUGGGAAUUUGCCAUGCGCCCAAAUAAACCAGGAGUUCACUUCUUCCAGCGCAGAAACCCCAGUGGGUGGUUUACUUACCAGUUAACAUUGCCGGGCCUCGUUGACCAACCCAGAACCGGAGACCAUACAUUUAGAGGGCCUCGAUACGUCCCACAACAUAAUCCAUCGACGUACUUAAUCGAUGAGCACUUGUGGUUCGCUUGCCGCGAAUCGCGCCAAACUAUGGAGCGGGUCUUUAAGACUAAGUACUGGGAAGCUAUUAGAAACGACCAUGUAAAGGCUGGCAACCAACACCUUUCCAGAGACUGGCUUGAAAACGAAAUCGCGAUGCCGGCGACGACUGUUGUCCCCUGCGACUAUCGAGAUCCUCUUCCUCCUUGUUACUGUAUGGUGUUGCCCUACCAGGACCUCUUCUGCUUUAACGCCCUUGACCAACAGAAUGUUAUGACUGUUCCCGAGCUUAAUUCUAGUGUUCAGAUUGGGUCAACGCAUUAUGGGUAUCGGGGAAUCAGGAACAUCGGCAUACCGUUCUACGACCCAGGACCUAACGGAGGACGUACCACUCGGCUGGAUUUCGAUGUAGUGAUCCAAUAUAUGGACAGGUGCGGUAUACCUGGGCUAGAAACACUCUGGCUCAUUAACUACACCGCCCGAAGAGAACACCAUGUGCCCACCAAAGAGCAAGCUGCGAGGAACCCGAAGAUCUUCUACGGCACCAAUUGCAAAUUUGUCGAACUAAUACCCGAUCCAAAUGGAGACUUUCCGUGGAUGGUCCCUCUCAUUUUGAGGGUCUGGCUGAGUGACUGGCCAAACGACAGAAUCCACCAAAACAAGGGCCAUCCGGGGGUUCGAGUUGGACACCUCAUUUGCGAAGCCCUAUAA
This is a messenger RNA of Hypoxylon trugodes, 939 nucleotides long. RefSeq lists its product as uncharacterized. Bases 1 to 939 code for a protein of 312 amino acids. The record is from RefSeq and is a predicted model, not a curated record. The transcript is spliced from 2 exons. Lineage: Eukaryota; Fungi; Ascomycota; Sordariomycetes; Xylariales; Hypoxylaceae.